Molecule: messenger RNA, 5128 nt
Organism: Puntigrus tetrazona (Sumatra barb)
Lineage: Eukaryota; Metazoa; Chordata; Actinopteri; Cypriniformes; Cyprinidae
Gene: sema4f
Product: sema domain, immunoglobulin domain (Ig), transmembrane domain (TM) and short cytoplasmic domain, (semaphorin) 4F
Exons: 14
Coding region: 619-3024 (801 amino acids)
Biological process (GO): positive regulation of cell migration; negative chemotaxis; negative regulation of axon extension involved in axon guidance
Molecular function (GO): semaphorin receptor binding; chemorepellent activity
Source: RefSeq, a predicted model, not a curated record
GACUGAAGCCGCUGUUGCCUAUUAGAGAUUAUUCAGGCGGCUGAGAAGCGAAUUCGCGCUUUUGGUUUUCUUUCUUGGGCUCGUGCGUCCGGCUUUCUGCUGUGUGUGUUUUUGAAAUCUCACACUGGACAUAUUCAGACAUCAUUUCCUCGGACGGGAAUAUCGGGUGGUCAAACGGGACAAUUGAAUUUGCGUUCAGCACGGACCGGAGGAUUUAAACGGCUGACCGCAAAGCGCUUCUUCUGCUUUAAGCCCCCGACACCGAACGUAUUACACAUUGGAUUCAACUUCGGGAAAGUUUAACGUUUGCUCGGAAGCAGGCAGAUUCUGCUGCUACCCAUACCGCGGGAUGCGCUGAAUUGCGCUGGAGAAUAUUUCGAGACUCAAAGAAAGAGAACAUCGUGGACGUCCUGAAUUUCUGCUCUUUUGUCAAAUACAAGAAUAUGCCGACUCUAAUUUAGUAGACAGAAGCGUCGAUAUUUCACAUCUUAUUUAUUUAAUCCGCUUAAAAACUGCGUGGCCAAAUCUACCAACAUUUUGAUAUAAUGACCUGGAGCUGAGACUGGAGAUAAAGGACUGUCUCGGAACUUGUAGAAGCGCGGUUGGGGUGGUCGGAACAUGAAGUCAGUCACCGGUCUGUUUGUUGGAAGUGUGUUGCUGUGUUCAACGAUCUCGUCCUGGAGCGCGUCUGCCGGCGGCUAUGGAGACAUUUCUAGGCUUGGUUCCGCUGAUUUUAAUGGCGUAAAUAACUUCAGCACCUUCCUAUUGGAUCGUGUGUCUGGGAUGCUCUACCUUGGUGCCCGGGAUGCAGUCAUCGCUGUGGAUACUGCUAAUCUAUCAAAGAGGAAAAUGAUUGAGUGGAGUGUUCCAGAGGAAAAGAGGAAAUCUUGUGUUGCUAAGGGAAAAACUGAGGAUGAUUGUAAGAACUACGUCCGCCUGCUGGAGUUUUUGGGUGAUGGACACAUAUAUGCCUGUGGGACCUUUGCCUUUGACCCCCAGUGUGCAUUUAUUAACCUCUCUUCAUUCACUCUGGAGAAACAUGAAGAUGGUAGCAUAAGGAUGGAGACGGGGAAGGGGAAAUGCCCCUUUGAGCCCAGCCAGCAUUACACAGCGGUCAUGGCAGGAGGAAUCCUUUACACUGCUGCCACAAGCAACUUUUUAGGGACAAUGUAUGACAUUUCCAGGGCAACAGGCAUUGAGCAGGAACGUAUCCGCACUGAACAAUCGAUCAAUUGGCUUAGUGAUCCAGAGUUUGUCGGUUCUGCCUUCAUCCAAGAGGAUAAGAACAACAACCCUACUGGUGAAGAUGACAAAAUUUACUUUUUCUUCACUGAAGUAGCUAAAGAAUAUGACCUUUAUGCCAAGGUCAAAGUGCCCCGAGUGGCCAGAGUCUGCAAGUCUGAUGUAGGUGGUAUGAAGACUCUGCAGAGGCGGUGGACAACGUUUCUGAAGGCCCAGCUGGUGUGUGAAGACCGGGCAAGUGGACAGCGAUUUAAUGUUCUGACGGAUGUGUUCACUGUACAGCACCAGCCUGGAGACCCAAGCAGCACACACUUCUAUGGCAUAUUCACCUCACAGUGGGAAAGAGGGGAGCUGUCGGCUGUGUGCGUGUACAGUCUGGAGGAGAUCAAUAAGGUGAUGAAUGGACCCUUUAAAGAGCUGAAAAAGACCUGUGAGAACUGGAUUAACCCAGAGCCCAUACCAACACCCCGACCAGGACAGUGUUUGAAUAGUGCUCUGAUGGAGCAGGGCUUUGAGUCCUCCCUGAAGCUGCCAGAUAAAGUGCUGACAUUCGUGCGUGAUCACCCGCUUAUGGAGAACAGUGUGGUGGCAGCACCCCUGAUGAUCAGAAAUGGUGUCACAUACACUAAACUAGCCGUCAACCUAACAGCUGCCUCCAGUGGCCUGAAGCAACACAUGAUCACCGUUUUGCACCUUGGAACGGAUCGUGGAGAGCUGCACAAAGUCGCUAUAGUUGGUCCGAAUGCAACACUUAUCGAAGAAGUCCCUCUAUUUUCUGCACAGGAGCCAGUGAAUAACAUAUUGCUAUACAAAGAUGAGGCUCUGGUGGGCACUCCUCUCUCUCUGGUGAAGUUACCCAUAGUGGGUUGUUCUCUGUAUUCUACCUGCGAAGUGUGUGCACGUGCCCGAAGUCUUGGCUGCGUAUGGAGGCACAAAGAGGGAGAUUGUGUUAUGAAGCCUGGUGAAGUAGUGGAAGCAGAUGAUUUGGUCAGGGAAUGUAACAAAGGUGAAGGUCUUUGCUCCCCACCGGUGAUUGAAAUGCGUGUUGUAAAGGGUCUGCGUGUCCUGCUUUCUUGCGUUCAACUGUCUCCUCGUCCCUGCCGCUGGGACCAUCCUCCGCAAAGUCACACCCGCCGCCACAACAGUGACCUGGAGGUGCAGGUCACGGAGAAGAGCCUGGGCACCUACGUGUGUCUAUGUGAUGAAGUGGGCAGAGAUCAGCCACCCUGCCGCAGAGCCGAGUACCAGCUGACCCUUGAUGACCCCAGCAUGGAGGGGAAUGUGGCCACUGCUGGCAGCCGACACUUCCUGGCUUCACACAUAAUUCUUUUUGUUUUAGGAUUUGUAUUGGGUGGCUUCCUGUUGUUUGUAAUUUAUAAGCAGCAAGGUGGCAUGAGAGGGGGCGGGCUCUCAUCAUCCACAUUGGAAAAGGGGCGGGACCUGCUUCCUUCUACAGACACCCCGCAGUCUCCAAGCAGUGCCAGCCUGUUGUCCGAGGCAGUUCCAUUGACUGAAAAAAGGAACGGGACACUGAACGGUCACGGACAUAAUAUGCACCCAGUCGGGCACAACAGCAGGCAUAUUUAUUCUAACUCCAGUGGACUGAAACUGCAGGAAUCAGCCGUGAACCUAGCAGAGGAGCUGGACGGUAGAGAAAGGGCAGGACCUGACGGGGAAGAGGAGGGGUUGGGGGAGGGGUUAAGUGAGAUGGAGGAGGAGUUUUCUAAGAUGCCUUGCCUAAGAGGAGCACCUCUGGCACAGUGUGAAGAAAGCUCUAUCUAAAGACUGGAACACACGUGGUUUUUGAGACUAAACUCGGUGAAAGGCUCGCAAACACAGAUGGAGGGCUGGACGAGAAGAGGAAAGCAGACAAUCAAAGAAACCGAUACGCAUUCCAAAUAAACGAUUAGCAUACGCAAUCGCACAAAGAAACUCAAACAGAUAAACUGCAUUUGUUGGAGGUUCCUCUACUACUCCAUUACAUCACUUUCCAGUCCAUUCACUCCUGUGUACAUAACAUGCUGUGUAGACCUGUGUCUAUUCUACUGUUUCUGCAUGUAUUUGUUUAGACCAAUAAGCACUUUUGUGUACCGUCCUCAAAGCCAUGCGCACCCACAUGGAAAUACGCAGUCUGUGUAUCUGUGUGUGUGUAGUUCUUAGUUGUUCUGUCUGUUUCCUCUUUGAGGAUUUAGGUCCUCGAGGACUUUCAGAGGCUAAUGACCCCCUCUGCGGCCCAGAGCAACACAAAGCCAGGAAGAAUCUGCUAAUUCUGGCCUGAUUACCGAAGUAAAACUAUUUGAUUUGCCACCAAAAAGGGCUUUCGAGCACGAAAUCCUUCUGUGAUCGAUGCUUCAUAGCAGCAAAUAAUGAAUGAAUGGAAAUGUGAUUUUUGCCUUACAGAUAAAGCGGUUAUAGUACUACUAAUGAAGGUACUGUUGCCUACGGCAGGGCUGGAUUGUGGUGUCCGUGCUAGAGACAGGGACAGAAAGGAGCCCUCGGAGCGUACAUUAUGAGCUGGGUCCCUUGAUGUGGGGGAAUUACUGACAUGGACCACCAAAGAGUGUGCCAAGGUGCUCCACCGGGCCGUGAUUCGGUCCGGAACUACAGUGCCCCAUUUUAAGUGAAGAGAGAAAAUGAGGAACAGAACUAUUUAGCAGUCUUCUCCUGUAUGUCAAACCUGUGAACUGAUAGUAGAUAGGACAAAUGGACUCUACUUGACCACUGCAAAGUCAAUCAGUCACAUUCAGAGCAAAGAGAGUCGCUCUGCUUUGGAAUGUGUUUUGUGGUGUCACGAAAAGCAGUCAAACCACUGCCAUCUGCAUAGGGACCAGAUGUAGCAUGUUCUGUUCAUUAUAAUCUGCACAGACAGAGGACCCCAAGAUGAUGGAUGUCACUUUAUAUCAUUUAACAUGAAUGCCUAUUGAAACUGCAAGGAAAACGUCAAAAUGGAAAUGGAAGAGUGAAGGAUUGAUGCAUAAUUAUUGAUUGUUUUAAGUUUCCCUUUAAGGACAGAGAAUGUGCCUCAUUUGAAGGUAUAUUUAUCCCCAGUAAAGUGCAUGAUAAAAAGUAGCCAUGAAUACAGAGCUACAGAUUUGUAACAUGGUGACCAGGGGCUACGGGUUAACCUGAAACACUCCCAGUACAACGAGUGUUGUAUUUAUGUAGCCACGAUGAUGUCUGUUUCAGGAGUAUGUAUAUAUUUGUGAAUAUAAAAAAGAAUGAGAGUAAGAUCUUUACAAACAUUUUUUUUUUCUUGAAGUGGGAGAAGAGAUCUUCCUAAGUGUCAAACAGUCCCUCUGCCAGCCUAAAUGUUGUAUCACUUUUAAAUGCUAUUUCCUGCCAUAUUCCAUUAGAAUAACUUGGAUCUACCCGCAUUCUUCAUUUAUUUAUUUCGUAUUUUUCAAAAAUAUUUGUAACAUUAUGUCAAAGUGAUGGUAACACCCUGGGUUAUGUACAAUAUCUUGUCUUCUAAAUCAUUGCCAGCACUCAAUAAAAAAUGACAACAGGUACAUUCAAACACAAACAGUCAUCAUUUUAAAAUCCUGAUCUUCUUUUGAUAUUAUAGUGAUCAUUUAAAAUAAACCUUCAACCCUCUCAAUGUACCAUAGUCAAUCUGCUGUAGUUCAACUUGUCCACAUGGUUUUAUGUUAAUAUUAUUAAAAUAACAGAUCAUUUAGUGUGACAUGCUCUUCGUUGUUUAUUCUAAAUAAAGAAGUAUGCUAAUUAAUGUACAGAAAUGUUGUAUUCUAAGUUUAUAUUUUUAUAAUUUAUAUACAUGCUAAUGAAUAUUUGUGUUUCAAACAUUUAUUGAAGGUGUUUGUAUGAAUGGCUCUAUGUGUGAAUGCAUUGUGAAGCUCUUUGGAAUAAAAUAAAUAAUAAAAAAAAA